This is a messenger RNA of Anneissia japonica, 2110 nucleotides long. Its product is annotated as alpha-N-acetylgalactosaminide alpha-2,6-sialyltransferase 5-like. Lineage: Eukaryota; Metazoa; Echinodermata; Crinoidea; Comatulida; Comatulidae. The record is from RefSeq and is a predicted model, not a curated record. Bases 367 to 933 code for a protein of 188 amino acids. The transcript is spliced from 3 exons.
CACUAUUUAGUAGGGGUGUUUGUAACCCAUAUUUGUUUUUUCUAAUAUUAUAUUCGUGCAAUGAUUAACUACAUCUUUAACAUAUUGUUCAUUUACUUAACAUUACUCAUAAUUGAUGUGAUAAUUCUUCUGAUAGGUUUAGAGGCUGUUUUAGGGAGUUCCAUAUAUACACCCCUAUCAUACAAUUACAGUUUCUGGAAUUUAGCAUUGUUUUAGCUGUUUUUAAUGACCUCUUGGACACUGGAAAUGUUCGAAGUACAGCUCACUGGUAUAUUCUUUAUUAAGAUUAAGAUGACUUUAUAUUGCUCGAUCCGACAGAUGCCAUAGUCAAAGGAAGAGGCACAUACCUGGUUCUCGACAGGAUGGAUGACUAUAAUAUUUGCAUUCGAUGUUUGUGAUCGCAUUGAUGUUUACGGACUUGUUCCUGAAAAUCACUGCAGCAAAUUGGCGAACUGGACUACACCGUAUCAUUACUACGAUCUUGAGUUCAGAUCAGAAUGCGACUAUUAUAACACAAGCGAAACCCAUUUAUUAAGUGGCCACAAGUUUCUAACGGAAAAGGCUGUAUAUGCAAGGUGGUAUAAAAAGUACAAUCUCAAUUUCUACCAUCCAACGUGGGAUGCCGAGGACUUGGAAACCAGUAACAACCGUACCAACAGCACUUUCUUAGAUACCCCGUAUCUUCGACGGUAUCAACGCGCUAUGGAAACUGGUGAAAUGAAAGAAGCUUUGCUCAAACUUGAAAAGAAAGAACACAAACUUCAAAGAAUGGAAAAACGAAAAGAAGCUAGACUUGAGAAGGCAGGCAGAAGAAAAUCAAGGAGAGGACGGAGACGAAAGGCAAAGACUGGAAAUUCACCGGAACAAAAUAGCACAUUGCAAGGAGGCAGUGAUCAGAAAAGAAAUCAAUCUACAGGGACUAUACUGUAUUAAGAAAAUUCAGAAACAUAAACACUGGUAUAUAAUCUUACAUGAUCGUGACAACCAACACAAAAAGAACCUACUAUAUCAUAUCCAUCGAUUAUAUGCUGGGUCACCAAUGUAGGUGCCUUCAGCAGGAGGGGGACUGAUGGUGGUCCUGAGGACGAUUUCAGCAGCACUUAUUUCCUACAAGUUACCCUGCAGUCGUAAAUAAAGUAUAGCACAAGAGGGUUCGUCGACUGCUGAUAUCACAGGGAUUUCGAGCCCCUCAAGCUUAAUCCAUAGUGAAUUCCUCCCAAGCAAGUAAUUCUGCGGGCAGACAAUUGAGCCCAUCUGACAUAUAUUCUGGGGGUCGAAAUCACUCGGGAUAUCUUUUUUUCCACCCCACUCGGCAUAGAUAAUUCAUUUACCUAGAUUCAGAGUGAGAAGACUUUUACUUGCAGACCAAAGGCGACGUUUUGGGACAUAGACAUUGACCUAUGCCCUAUACCCGUAUUUUUAAGGAAACAUUUACAUCUGAAAGAAAUCAAAUCGAUAUGUAUACGGUAUAGGUGUUUAUAUCAGAUACAUCUUUAGGAUAGCUACCAUGUAUUUUUAUUUUAUGCGUACUGUGCAAUGCAUACGUAUUAAACGUCCACAAUUACAUUUUAAAAUAGCAUUAUAUUUGGAACCAGUUAUAUAUACAGUAUACAGCCGCCAAAAUAAAAACAAUUUAAAAAAAAUAGAUUUUAAAAAGGGGAAUUAGGCCUACUCAUUUAAAAAAGCCAAAUAAAUUAUUCCUUUACAAAAUAUAGUUGUAAAUAGGCGCUGAGUAAGCUGUAUGCCUCCAGAUUUUGUCCUGGGAUUUUCACAUUACUUACCUUUGAUUAUCAUUCAAGCAAGACAUAUUGGUGAUAUUAGGUUUUGAUUUUUAUUGAAGUCCUGAUCUAUAUCAAUUUUACAGUUAACAGUAAAAUGCUAAACGUUUCUAGAAAUCUUAGUUAAUUUGUAGUGUUAAUAGUGAGGCCUAAUGUUUACUGUUUCAUCGUUGGCAGUUUCUUGUGUCUUAGUGCUGUGUGGCAUGCACAUGAGCCUCACAGAACUUCAUCAGUUCACAGUUGCUCUGUUCAUUGACUGUUCUCUACAGUUAUAUUUCCUUAGUUUUGUCAGAUGUUUAUGCUGAAAUAAACAGGUGGGAGUGUGUUCUGUA